Molecule: messenger RNA, 1715 nt
Organism: Thunnus maccoyii (southern bluefin tuna)
Lineage: Eukaryota; Metazoa; Chordata; Actinopteri; Scombriformes; Scombridae
Gene: ak8
Product: adenylate kinase 8
Exons: 15
Coding region: 156-1565 (469 amino acids)
Biological process (GO): nucleoside triphosphate biosynthetic process
Cellular component (GO): cytoplasm
Molecular function (GO): nucleoside diphosphate kinase activity; AMP kinase activity; ATP binding
Source: RefSeq, a predicted model, not a curated record
UCGGCGUUGCUAGUAAACUACCACACGCGCGCGCUUAUGACGUCUUCCCUAACAACAAGGACAGCGUCUUAGCAACCAGCUCUAACAGCAGAAACUAACCUGCAUUUGUUUUAUGCUGAAGAAGUGACGCACGGAGCCAAACUCACAGACUCCUGAUGGAUGAGACGGUGAAGCCUCUGAGGAUUCCUCUUCAGAUGUCCGUCUACGCCGACAAACACAACAUCCUCCACCUGGUUCAGGACAUGGUGUCCAGUCUGGUGAUCGAUCAGCCUGAAGAUCCGAUCUCCUACCUGAUCAGCCUGCUGCAGAGGAGCAGCGUGGACGGUCCCCGGGUCGUGCUGCUCGGUCCUCCUGCUGUUGGGAAACACACAGUGGCCAAAAAGCUGAGCGCAGAGCUGAGAGCCGUCCAUGUGACUCUGGACAGUUUACUGCAGAACCAAUCAGAGCUGAGCGCACAAGCACGCCAAUACACACUCACAGAGCAGGAGCUUCCUGAUGAGCUGCUGGUCCGACUGAUCCAAAUGAGACUGAAGGAGGUCGACUGCUUCAACAGGGGCUGGGUGUUGGAGGGAAUCCCUCAGACUCGUCUGCAGGCUCUGAGUCUGCAGCAGGUCGGAGUUAUACCCGAACAUGUUGUGAUGUUGGAUGCUCCUGAUGACGUGUUGUUGGAGAGGAGUCAGGGGAAGCUGGUCGACCCGCUGACAGGAGACGUGUACCAUCAGACCUUCAUCUGGCCCGCGGACAACACUGUGGCUGAGCGUCUGGAGAAGAGGCAGGGUCUGUCAGAGAGGCAGCGAUUGGCUGAGCUGCAGCGUUAUCGCUGUGAGGUCACAGGGUUAAGCUCCGCCUACAAACACGUCCUGAAGGAGAUCAGUGGCGACCAACCACCAACCGACAUCUACCAACAAGUACUGGCGUUCGUCCGGACUCGUUAUCGCUCCAGAACUCCCAGAAUCCUCCUCUUGGGUCCACCAGGGUCGGGGAAGAGUCUUCAAGCCAGACUGCUGUCAGAGAAAUACAAGAUGGUGGAUGUGUGUUGUGGUCAGCUACUGAGGUCUGUAGCAGCUGAUGGUUCAGUUCUGGGAGAAGAGAUUCACCCGUACCUGGAUGAUGGACGCCCAGUUCCAGACUCCCUGGUGCUGCAGGUUCUGCAGGAACGUCUGAGCCAAGUGGACUGCAGCUGCAGAGGCUGGAUCCUGCACGGCUUCCCCUGCGACCUGCAGCAAGCCAAGAGCCUGCAGGAGUCCCAGCACCAGCCCAACAGAGUUUUCUUCCUGGAGAUGACGGAUGAUGUUUGUUUGGAGAGAAUCAGUCUCAGAGCGACAGAUCCGGUCAGUGGAGAGAGGUUCCACGCCGUGACCCGACCGGCUCCGAGCUCCGACGUCCAGAACAGGCUGAAGAUCAGACCUGAGGACGACACGCACACUGUAACACACACACUGAGACAGUACAGGACACACACAGCUGUCCUGCAGUCUCUGUAUCCAGAUGCGGUUCACAUCAAUGCUGAUCAGGAUCCUCACUCUGUGUUUGAGGCUCUGGAGAGCAGACUGACAGCUGACUGACAGGAAGACUCACCUGGACUCACCUGGACUCACCUGGACUCACCUGGAGGAAGAGAAGACGCGGAGCAGAGCGACUCGUCUACUUAUUCAUGUUUUUAAUGUUCUUGGUUUUGUUGUGAAGAAAUAAAAAGGUUUGUUUGUCUUUUCUGA